Caenorhabditis remanei is the source of this 933-nucleotide messenger RNA. RefSeq lists its product as uncharacterized. Lineage: Eukaryota; Metazoa; Nematoda; Chromadorea; Rhabditida; Rhabditidae. The transcript is spliced from 3 exons. The record is from RefSeq and is a predicted model, not a curated record. Bases 1 to 933 code for a protein of 310 amino acids.
AUGCCUCCCCCUCUCUCCUAUCCUGGCCUCAAGUGUGUUUUGGAGUUUUUGGACCCUGCUAGACGAAUCCAUAUCACCGCCCGCAACGCUACCCUCCAACGUAUCGAUAAUGAGAUUCCAUACCGUAUGAAUACACUCGGGAUAUGUGCUAUCGAAAUAUCUCAAAAUGAUUUUGUAGUACAUGUCCCACAUCAUCUUUCGAUUUUGUUUAAAAAUAAUGUGACGAGAAAAGAUAUGCUUAGAGAGGUACCAGAGCAAAGAGUGAGAUGGGAAGAGGAGGAGAGUGCGGUGAUGCACAAGUUGUAUAAUAACUAUUUGCGGGCUAAUCUACUUGUGAACCAUCUUGUCUUUAGUUCAACCGACUCUCAUAUUCCUCUCAACCCAAAUCUCACUUUCACUAUCAACAAAUUAGGUGUUUAUCACUGCAAUUAUCUUCGUUUUCUGCCUAACAUCAAUCCAAGCAGCUUCCCAUUGGAAUACUUGAAAAUCGUGAGAACUGGAGACUCGGAUGUUCUUCUAGAUCAUCCUAUAAUCCAUUCUGCAAAAAUUCUGGAAAUUGAUUCAUCUACAGGACUUCCGGAUAUUCAUUUGCUUCGGAACAAAAAUGUGUUCGUUGAAUAUCAUCACCUUCAAACUGCCGACGUGUUGAGAAUUAUCAGGCAUUGGAUGGCAAAUGGGAAGGAGAUUGGGACAAAGUUCUUGUUUACUUACUUCGAACCAAUGUUUAUCCGCCUGGUAACAUCAGCAGUGAGCAGAGAGUUCCAUAGGGUUUUAGAGAGAGCAGACAAUCAAAUCAACCCUGAGUUUUCACGAUUCGAAAUUCCACUCACUGCAACCUCGAAACUACUUUUCUAUGGCAUGGAAAGGGUUCCUGUGAACCGAUUUAUCAACCCAGUGCAACUUGUAUUGAGUGUUGUCCCAAGAGCUCAUUAA